GGGGUUAGCAUCACUGUUGUCGCUCCAGAAGGAUCUCUGUUCCUCUCCUGCAGAAGAGCGUCCCUUAAACUUCCAUAUUCCACCUCCAAGGAAGCCACGAUGAGCAGACAGGCACCUACAGUGAGAUCUGUCCUGGGACGAAGAGGCUUUAGUUCGGCUUCGGAGAUCUGUGGUCGCAGCUACGCUGCCUCUGCCUGCCAGCCUGUGCGCUGCGGAGCUGGUGCCUACAGCAGCAGGAGCGUCUGCAACCUUGGUGGAAACAGGAGAAUUUCCUACGUGAACGGGGGCUGUGGAAAUGGAUGUAUUGGAGAGCUCGGCUUCGGAGGUGUAGGCUACGGUAGUGUUGGAGGAAGGGUUGGUCUUUGUGGCCCCAGGGGAUAUAGCAUUGUGAGAGGGUACCCCGAUCGCAAGGCUGAGGGUAUCCAAGGUAUCUGCAUUGAUGAACGGCUUCUGAAGCCCCUCUGCGUUGGUGUUGACCCACUGGAACAUGAAAUACGCUGCCAGGAGAAGGAACAGAUCAAGACCCUCAACACUCAAUUUGCCUGCUUCAUCGACAAGGUCCGAUUCCUGGAGCAGCAAAACAAAGUGCUGGAAACAAAGUGGGGCCUCCUGCAGCAAUACGUCCUGCCAAAGAAAGGGAAAAACCUGGAGCUCUACUUUGAGAAUUACAUCUGCGACCUAAGGAAGCGCCUGGACUGCUUGCUCUGUGAGAAGCAAAAACUGGGCAGCGAAGAAUGUGCCACAAGCCAGCUGGUGGAGGAGUUCAAGUGCAAAUAUGAAGAGGAAAUCAACAGGCGCACAACUGUGGAGAAUGAGUUUGUGGCACUCAAAAAGGAUGCAGACUGUAUCUUUUUGAACAAGGAAGAGCUGGAGGUGAAGGUGGAUCUGUUAAGAAGGCAGCUGGAGUUGUUGAAAUGCGUGUUUGAGGAGGAACGAGCUCAGGUAGAUCGGCAGCUAUGUGACACUUCGGUCAUCGUGAAAAUGGACAACAACCGAGACCUGGACAUGGAAAGCAUCAUCAAGAACGUUGAAUGCUGGUACCAAGAAAUAGCUCAGAAAAGCAAAGAAGAAGUUGAUGCUUUCUACCAAACCAGGUUUCAAGAGCUUCAGGAUAAGAGAGGCAAGUAUUGCGACGACCUGCAGAGCAACAAGUGUGAGAUUUCAGACCUAACCCGCAUGAUACAGAAGCUGCAGUGUGAACUGGAGAAUGUGAAGAAGCAGGUCUCCUGCCUGCAAACCUCCAUUUGUGAUGUUGAGCAGCGUGGGGAUUGUGCCCUCAAAGAUGCCCGGGAGAAGCACGUUGAGCUGCAGAAUGCCCUUCAGAAAGCCAAGGAUGAGCUGGCUUGCAUGCUGCGGGAUUACCAGGAGCUGCUGAAUGUCAAGCUGGCCUUGGAUAUUGAGAUUGCAACGUAUAAGACUCUACUGGAGGGUGAAGAGAGCAGGAUAUGUGUGGGGAACCCGGUGAGCGUGUCUGUGGUCAGCAGCGGCUACAACAUCCCUGACGACUGUGGGAUGCUGGCUGCAAACGCGGCUGCGUGUGGCUACGGCUCCUUGGGAAGGCGAUCCGGACGGCAAAGCUCCCAGAAUGGAGGAUUCAGCUCCCGGAGCGCUGGGAUCCACCCCAAGAGAGUCAUUAGCUCGGUGGCCAAGCAGUGUGUCCCAGAGGUGUAUUGCCAAGCCGGAGCUGUCAACUGCAAGAAUGGGGGAUUCAGCUCCCGGAGCGGGGGUUACCCAUCCCGCACCGUCAUCAGCACGGCAAAUGGGGGCUUGAAUGCUCGCAUGGGGCCGUGCCAAGCUGGUGGGGUGGUCAGCUUUGGAAACCAGGGCUGCGUUGUCAGGCAGCUGGGGGGCUCUCCCGUCGUCGUUGCAAACAGCCCUGAGGUUGUGGGGUGCAACAACGGCGUGGUGGGGAACUAUGCGGUUGUCAGAGACCCCUGCGUUGUGCCAUAGAGCCAUCGGCUGGGAGGUGGCAGAGCCACGGUGGAGAGCAGCACUCAGAGGUGCUGAGAUGAUGCAGGGUAGUUUCUCUGCCCGACAGCAGCGACGUUUGUCACCCAGUCCGUUCCCACAUGUAUUCGUAUUAGAUAUAUACCCCACCAAGUGAUGUGUGCAGAGUCCCCAGCCCUAAAGACACAUCUAGAAAGCUUCUCCAGCAGGUGCUCAACACAGUAUUGUCGCUCUGAGUUUAUACUGUCUAGAGGAUCACAGCUUUAAGGGUUUGCUUCUUGUGCUGCCUUCUCUCUCUGGCUUUCCCCAUAAUGAGCAGAUUCACUAACAAUUUUCUCCCUUCCAAGACACCUCUUUUCCUUCCAGCUCCUGCCAAAGCAUUUCAGAGAAGAGAGCGAUGAUUUAGCUUUACCAGGAGGCGCUGCAAAGAGCACACUCCCCUUUUGAUUUCUGCCAAAGAAGAAAACCCUGAGCUGCAAAUUUGAGCUUAAAUUUUAAUCAAAGCAAUUUCAGCUUUCAAAGCACCCGCUCGUCACGCUGCAGCCAUAGGCUUUGUUUGGAAUCUGCUUACAGAUGAAUCCGUAGUACCUUCAUGCGCUUCUGCAUGCUCGGGGUGGCUAGUUCAAAGUGUGCUGUUUAGAAGAGCUCACCCCCCCAUCCCUACCCCCGGAAUUCCAAGGGAAGUUGUUGGUGCAUACAUCUUCCGAGCUGACAUCUUGUACUCACAGCAACAGGGUUUCUUUCACUGACUGCUCAGACUUCCCAGCUUUUCAUUGCGCCUUCAAUAAACUGCAUUGAAAGUA
Messenger RNA from Melopsittacus undulatus (budgerigar), 2750 nucleotides. Its product is annotated as keratin, type II cytoskeletal 4-like. Lineage: Eukaryota; Metazoa; Chordata; Aves; Psittaciformes; Psittaculidae. Gene Ontology annotation, molecular function: structural constituent of skin epidermis. Gene Ontology annotation, biological process: intermediate filament organization; keratinization. Gene Ontology annotation, cellular component: keratin filament. The record is from RefSeq and is a predicted model, not a curated record. The transcript is spliced from 9 exons. The annotation marks the transcript as partial.